This is a messenger RNA of Molossus molossus (Pallas's mastiff bat), 903 nucleotides long. It is a transcript of the gene AGR2, whose product is annotated as anterior gradient 2, protein disulphide isomerase family member. Lineage: Eukaryota; Metazoa; Chordata; Mammalia; Chiroptera; Molossidae. The coding region runs from base 145 to 672 and encodes 175 amino acids. Gene Ontology annotation, cellular component: endoplasmic reticulum. The transcript has 8 exons. The record is from RefSeq and is a predicted model, not a curated record. Gene Ontology annotation, molecular function: dystroglycan binding.
CACGUAAACGAGAGACUAGUGGGUGGGACCGAGGUGUGCUCUGGUGCAUAAAUAGAGGCUGGGCCGAGGGAGCACACUUGGAAGCUUGGACGCAUCAAGGCCACCUGGCUCCAAGACAGGUGGGCGGGGAAAGACAGAUUUGCCAUGGAGAAGAUUUCAGUGUCAACAUUCUUACUCCUGGUGGCCCUCUCCUACACCCUGGCCAAGGAUACCACUGUCAAACCAGGAGCCAAGAAGGAUACAAAGGUCUCUUCACCCAAACUGCCCCAGACCCUCUCCAGAGGUUGGGGUGAUCAACUCAUCUGGACCCAGACAUAUGAAGAAGCUUUGUACAAAUCCAAGACAAGCAAUAAACCCUUGAUGAUUAUUCACCACUUGGAUGAGUGCCCACAUAGUCAAGCUUUAAAGAAAGUGUUCGCCGAAAAUAAAGAAAUCCAGAAACUGGCAGAGCAGUUCGUCCUCCUCAAUCUAGUUUAUGAAACAACUGACAAGCACCUUUCUCCUGACGGCCAGUAUGUCCCCAGGAUUAUGUUUAUCGACCCAUCCCUGACGGUUAGAGCAGACAUCACCGGGAGAUACUCAAACCGCCUCUACGCUUACGAACCUUCGGACGCAGCUCUGCUUGUUGACAACAUGAAGAAAGCACUCAAGUUGUUGAAGACUGAAUUGUAGAGAGAGAAAACAACAUUUGCAAGCUCUUCUCUCUGUGUUUGGCCAUGACCUGGGACCAGAGGGGACUUCAGAAGACUCUGGAGAAGACAGGAGCGUGGGUGGACAUGCUCAUUAGAUUAUGGUUUAAUGUUACAACAGCUAUUUUUUUUAAAUUUGGUUUUAAGUAUACAUGUAUGAAAACAAUAUUGUAUACUACCAUAGUGAGCCAUACUUUUUAAAAAAAUAAAUCCU